Molecule: messenger RNA, 1383 nt
Organism: Trichoderma virens Gv29-8
Lineage: Eukaryota; Fungi; Ascomycota; Sordariomycetes; Hypocreales; Hypocreaceae
Exons: 1
Coding region: 1-1383 (460 amino acids)
Source: RefSeq, a predicted model, not a curated record
AUGCCACCUCCGCCUGGCUGUCCUGAAACCCUUAGGAUACCAGAGACAGGCCUUGCUCCCCCUUCCUCGUAUGCACCCGUCAAGCCGCCAACCCCCCCGUUUCCCACCUGCUUCUCGCAGCAGGCCAAGAACAUCGAGGUCCAGCUCCCACCCCUGGUUGCAGGGGCUCUAGUUGCCGCUUUUGCCAAGGCUCUGGCCGACGGCUUGAAUAAUGAGCUGCUAGCCCACUACUAUUUCCCAGAUCGGAGAGUUCGGGUCAACCUUGAUCGAGUGCUGGACCGGCUCAUAUCGGUAUUCGUCAGGCAGUUGUGGGACGAGCUUUUCCGAUUCUACAGCAACUCCGACCACGGCUCCGGCACUCAGAUUUCUCGUCAAGUUACUCUGCUGUUCGAAGGCCCAGUCCGUCAACUCGUGCUUAUCCUAAACAGUCCCGAGACGGCCAAAUGCAUCCUCGAUAAGCUUGGCCCGGGAUUAUCGAGAAGGUCCCUGACAUGGUCGACCAACACCAAGGGCAUCGACUUCCCUCUGGCUCUGCAGCUGUUGUGCGGCUUCUGGCACCGCGAGUUCCCCGAUCAGUCGCCGGGAGGAUCCCCGGAUCAAAUCGCCCGCGCCCUCCAUACGCUUAUAACAACCGGGGAUGCAGCCAGAGGGCUCAUCGAUGAGAUGAAAAGGCUGCUGCUGUCUCCACAUUAUGUCCAGAUCCACUUUGCCGAGUCGGCCAUCUGGGAUAUUGUGUUGAGAAGGCCCGGCCCUCCUCCGCCUGACGGCUUUCACAUUGUCCAGUUCAAGUUCGAGUGUCAGUUGUUCAAUCCGUUAGGUGGCUUUGGCGAUCUUUCAAAUAUCCGUCUCGCAUCUCUACCUGUGGUGACAGGUACGGCCACUGAGCAUGCCUGCACAACCGUGUCCGAGUACAUUGACAAGCAGUGGCCGAAAUGCGGAUCCGUCGUGUUGAGCUGUGUGGAGGAAGCACUCACGAGCGCAGCGUCUUCGCUCCUCCAAGGAGAUGCAUUCUCAGGCAUGUCUCUCUGGGACGGCAGCGAUGGCAAGGGCGUGCUCUGCCCUGGCCUGAGAUUUGUUCACAUAGAGACGGAGGGCUCAUGGAUCAGGAUGAGCCUGAGUGCCAAGAUUCAUACCCUCACCGAAGUUUUUCAACAAAUGUCUUGGUUUUGUGCCGCUUUGAGUUCUUCACCCUUUCCUGGAUUGGUGGCGGAGAGCAUGACGGAGGUGUCGAAUUGGGUCUACUUGGAUGGAAAUGUCUACGUCGACUGUAGUCUGAAUCAUAGUCCCAUUCCCGGGGGCGAUGCCUUACCGUGGUUGCAGCACCUGCCGCGUACUGCGAUUGCGAGCGGCUUCCCAUUGCAUCGAGAAUCGGUAGAGGCGUAG